Aspergillus affinis is the source of this 1755-nucleotide messenger RNA. RefSeq lists its product as uncharacterized. The record is from RefSeq and is a predicted model, not a curated record. The transcript has 2 exons. NCBI's taxonomy places the organism in Eukaryota, Fungi, Ascomycota, Eurotiomycetes, Eurotiales, Aspergillaceae. The coding region runs from base 1 to 1755 and encodes 584 amino acids.
AUGUGGGGGAAAAUGUCUUUCCACCGGUCUAAGAAACCCGUGAUUGGGAAACCUACGCUGGUCAAUAAAACCUUGAACGAUGAUGUCUAUCAGUCAAUGUCCUCCCUGUCUGCGAUACCGGGCGCCGACAGAUACUAUUCAUCCAAAACCCUCCCCGCCGUACCACCCAAAACUGCGGGCUCGUCCUUCCCUUCGCGCCGGCCAGACCCUGGCCAUCGAGUCGCAUCUUCCGUGUAUUCGCGCGACACCCUCGUGGAUCCCGUGCGGCAGCGUUCCAUCAGUUUGACGCAGCAUCCGCCGCAGCAAGACGUCCCGUUCAGCGAGAGUCAAUAUAGUCUGCCCUUGACCAUCAGUCCGACCAGUCCGAUCAUCUCGCCUCCUGACACGCCGACCUCGACCACUCCGGGUCCCCGCAGUCGCAGCAGCUCCCAGGUUUCACCCAUCGACGAAGAACCCAAGCAGGGGUCUGCUGGCGGUGGGCCCAUGGAUUACAAGUUCAGCAGCCAUCUGCCGGUGCUGAGCAAACGAGGAGGGUCGUCGCAUACUGAAAAUUCUCAGCUACCGCCAGGUUCCCGAAGCUCGUCGACGUCCAAUGCCACUCGAUGGGAUAGCUUCGCCGGGGAGCCGACAGUGAGCGACUUCGGUAGAGCCGGGCAGGUGGCGCCGGGUGGUGUUUCUUUCCAAACACACAUCUCCGCCAAUCCCCAGCCGUCCGGAUCUCCAUCCCCGAGCCUCUUCGGCAAGGGCAAGGAACAGCUUCUGCCGAAAAAAGUCCGUGGUCGACUUUCAAAAGGGGAGAACACGCUACCGCCCGCUCUGCGUGAACCUUGGAAAGGCCCUAGUGGACGAUCACCGAUAGUCGCGCCCAUUCAGGAACAGCCGCGAGCCCGGUCGUCCUCCCGCGUGCGCAUCUCGCCAAGCAACGAUCGCUUGAGAGAGGAUGCAAAACCAUCGCUCGAUUAUUCUUCGUACGGAAUUGUUCCUUCGGUCGUGACGACAAUCACGGGAGGUGAGACGACAGAUAAGCGCGCGCCCAGUACGAGUGCCAGCGCCCAUAGUUCUCGAACACGGGUGCCUAGCAGCCGAGAGAACCUUGUUUACUCCAGCGCCUCCAGCCAUGCUCCGCCACGUGUGGAUCUUCCAGCGUCCGAUCUUAGUGCCUCACUGGCCGAGCUGACACUCGUCACCGAUGACGACACACUUCAGCCUAGCAGCCGUUUCAGCGUGACUACUUAUGAGCCCACCGAAGCAUCCAGUACGACAACCAGUCGCCGCACCAGCGUUGAUACAGCGUCGCAGUCUACAGAAAACUUCUCUUCGAUCAUGUCCCGCAAACGACCGGUUCCCAGCGCGAUGGCCCCCUCCAAGAAACCAUCCCGCAAACCCACCCCGUCGCAGGCUUCCAACGAAGACGCAGUGUCCAUCGCACCCACCGAGCUCUCGCCAGAAGAACAGGCCCAGAGUCGCAUCGAUUCCCUUGAAGCUAGAAAGGAUAGUCUUGCCCGGCGCCGAAUCAAUAUCAACACGAUGAUCCACGAACUGACCCAGGUCAUUCAACCAAGUUCCAUCGCAUACGACAUGGCUGCCAGAGAAGAAGUCAAGAAAACCGUUUCCAGUCUGAACAACGAACUGGCUGAGAUCCAACGGGAAGAGCACGAGCUCGGCCUUAAACUCUACAGGGCCUGGAAGAAACGAGAUGAACGAAACAACUAUGGCGGUGGCAGUGGGCUGUGGGUUAAGCGAAUAACCAGUUAA